Molecule: messenger RNA, 3444 nt
Organism: Spodoptera frugiperda (fall armyworm)
Lineage: Eukaryota; Metazoa; Arthropoda; Insecta; Lepidoptera; Noctuidae
Exons: 2
Coding region: 844-2928 (694 amino acids)
Source: RefSeq, a predicted model, not a curated record
UCUAACUUAUGUUAGCGUAGUGUAGUACGGGAGGUCGUAGUGCAUGAUCAAUCAUCUGAUGCAUAUUUCAAUAUUUUUAUAAAGAACAUGUACUUACUUACAAAAAGAAUAGUCAACGUACCAUUAAUAAACUAAUUAAUACGUUAACACAUGAGUAUUUACUAUGUAAAAGUCGCUAAGUCGUUCAUUUUACAAACGAACAAGUCGCUCGUUUAAAAAAAAAAGAUGUAACACAAAAUUUACGAAUUCUGACCUUUUACAAUAAAACGCAUUAAACGCACGCAAGAUUAGGUAGAAUUCAACAGCCGUCUCGAUUACGUCAAAAUCGAGCGAGAUACGCGAUCGGUCUUCUCUUUUCAAUAAACAGGAUUGGACAGGACGAUUCCAAUAAAUGGCGUGAUUUAGUGAUGAACCGGCAGUGACUGAAAGUGGGAGUGUUGUUCUGUGGUGUAUGUAAUGGUGGUGUAACACGAAAUAAAUCUGUUUUUGACUAAAAGGUAACUAUGAAAGUUUACAAUUAGUUUUAUAAUAAAAUGCAUGAUCUUUGAGAUACUUCGUUUUUUAGAAAAAUAAUUUGAUGAUGAUUUGAAUUAAUUAUCUUUUGUUUUAAAAAUGUAGUAUGUUUGAAAAAUUAUAACGUAAUACUUCAGUUUAAUUUUUAAAAAUACGUCUUUUUCAUUGGAGUAAUUGAGUAACCAUCGCUUUAUUGUAAAACAUAAACAGUAGCUAAAGUACGAUUCUGAUUUACUUUUUAUUAUUUACGCGAAUAGCAAAUUGUAUGAAAAUGUUUAACGUUAAUGCUGUUUAUUCGAAAAUAAAAUGUUCAAAUUAUAAUUUACAACCAUGUUCGUCUUUAACUUUUUAGGUUAUUAUAGAACAAUGGCGUCAUCUUGGAGGUCCCGUAGAAUCCUAGGUUUGGUUCAAACUGGAAAUAACCAAGAACUCGACCACAUAAUUAGUCACGAUGAGACCAGAAGUGAAUAUCAUAUAGAUAUCGAAAAUCAGGAAAAUCUAUCUCCAGAGUUUGGGCCGAUGCCAAUAACAGCUGAAGAGCCAAAAUCUGAUUUGAAACAGGAUUCACCUACUGUCACAAAAAUCGUUAGCCUAGUACCAGAUUAUAGCAGUGAUUCAACCGUGAGUGAAAAUAUUGAUAGUAUACACGUAAACAACAAUGCCGAGCCUGCUGAUUACGACUCUCAAAUUUUGCCGAUCUCAGGCAAUAAUACUCAACGUUCUCGAUCCUCCAGUUCAUCUUCAUCAUCUAGUUCCACUUCUUCUAGUUCAUCCUCAUCUUCAUCAAGUUCUUCAAGCUCCAGUGAUACUCCAGAAGUUAAUGACGAUCAACAAAUUAUUCAGCAAAGAGCGAGUCGACAUAAGAACAGCGUGCCUCAUUAUAAUAUUUCCCCUAUUUACUCAGAUGAAAGUGACAUUGAUCUCAGCGACGAUGAUCCUACCAUAGAUUUUAAUUCAAUACCUAGAAAGCACAUUAGGAGACAGAACUUUCUCUUUGAAGGAUCAACUUUAGAUUCUUCUGACUUCAAUAGCGAAACAAAUAAUAGUCGUCGAGGACGCAAGAGAUCACGAAAAAUUGAGAAGUGGCAGCAAGUGCGAUCGAAGCAACUCCGCAAUAGAGGCAAAUCGUAUGUCUCGAUGUCAAAAAGACGUAAAACUAUUCCAGCUCGAUUUAUAAAAGACGCAUGUAACGAAAACUGUAAAUUAAAGUGUAAAGAUAAGAUCGAUGAUGAGGGGAGAUACCAUUUAUUUAGCUCCUUUUGGGACCUAGGGAGCUUAGUUGCACAGAGGGCCUAUUUACGAACGUGUAUGGAAGAUAUUACCCCUAAAUAUAAAUACACUAAUUCUCAAAAUCCCAGACGUCCAAACAAAGCUUUUUAUUAUAUUUUAAAUUAUAAUAAUAAAAUAAGAGUAUGUAAGACUUUUUUAAAAAAUACACUGUCUAUAUCCGAAAGAAUGAUUUUCACGGUGCAAUCUAGAAUGAACGAUGGUUUUAUGCUUGAUGACCUAAGAGGGAGACAUAAUAAUCACAACAAACUUAAUCCGCAGUUACUAGAUGACAUUCGAAAACCAAAGCUAGAAUCACAUUAUGUUCGAGCUUCGACGUCAAAGCAGUACAUUGGCGGUGAUAAGACUAUUAAGGAUUUAUACAAUGAUUUUGCUGCACAGCAAAGUAAUAGUAACAGGGAAGUAGGUAAUUAUAUGGCAUAUUACAAAAUUUUUAACACUGAAUUCAAUUUAGGAUUUUACCAACCAAAGAAAGAUCAAUGUGAUCUAUGCACAUCAUACCACAACUCAAAUGUUGAACAGAAACAAGUUUUGGAAGAUAAAUAUUGUAAACAUAUGCAGGAGAAAACCUUGAGUCGUGCUGAAAAAGUUGCCGAUCGUCAAAAUAUAACCAAAGACUCUAGAGUAGUUAUUUAUGACUUAGAAGCUGUUUUACAGUGUCCGAGGGGUAAUACUUCCGCUUUCUAUUAUAAGUCUAAACUAAAUAGCUAUAAUUUGACGUUGACAGAGCUACUAAAUGGAGAUAAAAAAGCAUAUGACAAUGUUCACUGUUUCUUUUGGACUGAAGUAGACGCUAAACGAGGUGCUAACGAAAUUGGCUCUUGCAUUUGGGAAUAUUUACAAAAUCUGUGUGCAGAAGAUGAAGAACCGAAACAAAUUAUAUUUUACUCAGACAACUGCUGUGGGCAGAAUAAAAAUAAAUAUAUCGCCACAUUAUAUUUGUAUGCCGUAACUAAUUUAAAUAUUUCCAGUAUAACACAUAAAUUUAUGAUAAGGGGACAUACACAGAAUGAAGCAGACAGUGUGCACAGCCUAAUAGAAAGAGAGGUAAAGAAAAACUUAAAAGCAGGUCCAAUUUAUAGUCCAGACCAGUAUGUUACCCUUAUUAAAAAUGCAAAAAAAAAGUAAACCUGCAAUAAAUGUUCAUGAAAUGACCUUUGAAUCUUUUAUCAACUUAAAGUCUCUUCAAGAGCAGUGGGGUUACAACUUUACUGUAGACAUAGAUGGGAAAACCGUAAAUUGGAAUGAUGUAAAGGUUUUGCAGAUGGUGAAAUCAGAACCAUUUCAUUUUUAUUAUAAGACUUCCUACAGUGAUACUAAUUUUAAACAAGUUGAUAUAAGAAACAAAAGAAAAAAAUGGACCCAAUAACUGCAAUUACUCUGGAUAAAGCAUAUAGCCAAAGACAACAGUUAAGUGAAAAUAAGAAAAAAGAUCUAAAAGAACUACUAACUAAGAAAUUGAUUCCCUCCUUUUAUGCAAGUUUUUAUAAUUCGAUUGUUUAGUAUUGAUUCUACUUAUUUUAUUUAAGAAUGAUAAAUACUGUUUUUUUAGAAAGUGUAAUAAUAUUACACACAAUUAUGUGUAUUGCCACAAAUUAAGUUCCUUUCUGCCAAAGUAUGCUUAUUUUUUUUAAUAAGGUUAGA